AUGUUUCUUGGCGAAGAGCAUGCCGAUUCAGUCGACAGUAUAUGCAAUUUGUUUGCAAAGCACUUUUCGAGCGUGUUUGACGGGGAAAUCAUCAGCAAUCAACAAGUUGAGAGCGCUUUGCAAAAUACGCCCUUUGAUGUGCUGGACUUCCACGUGGGACAGUUCUCCAACAUGGAUAUUGAAGCUGCUAUCAGAGGAAUUAAACCGUCCGCUGCUGCAGGGCCUGAUGGAAUCCCUACGCUUGUUUUAAGAAGAUGUGCGGGAGCUCUCUGCGAACCAUUGCGUUUCGUCUGCAACUGUUCAGUAAGCCAAUUUACAUUUCCGGACCGUUGGAAGAGCUCGAUCAUGUUUCCAGUGUUCAAGAAGGGAGAAAAGCGGAAUAUCUCUAAUUACCGUGGCAUAACAUCACUAAGCGCAGGAUCCAAGCUGUUAGAAACGCUAAUCAGUAAGCAGCUUAUACAAGCCGUUAUUCGUACAUUUCAACCGAUCAGCACGGCUUCUUUCCUGCAAGAUCUAUUUCCACAAACUUAG
Messenger RNA from Sabethes cyaneus, 531 nucleotides. RefSeq lists its product as uncharacterized. The record is from RefSeq and is a predicted model, not a curated record. The transcript has a single exon. The coding region runs from base 1 to 531 and encodes 176 amino acids. Lineage: Eukaryota; Metazoa; Arthropoda; Insecta; Diptera; Culicidae.